AUGAAUGAGCAAAGUUUUAAACGCUACCAUCUUUCAACUAACUUAAAUGAAUGUCAAGAGAAUAAUAAUCAUGUUGAUAAUGGUCGUCCAUUUGAUAAUGACCCAUUUGUAGAAUAUCAGUCAAAUAACAGUACACCACCAUCAUCAUCUUAUGUUAAUUAUGAACUACAAAAUAAGAACUAUGAUUCUGAUGAAAUUCUUGAUUUGAGAAUGCAUAAAAAUAAAAUCUUUGACACUUGGCCAUCAACAACAAUAUCGUUAUCUUCCACAAAUAUAAACCAUAAUAAUCAUCAAUGUAAAAUAUCAAAUUCAGAAUUAUUAAAUAAUCUAACUGAAAUCAAUAAACAACAAGACAUUGAUGCAUUAUUCAAUCAUCAUUUAACUUCAUCAUUAUCUUCAUUAACAAGUACCACCACCACCACCACUACUACUACUACUACCACUAAUAAUACUACUACUAAGUUGAAUACGUUUUCAACUGCUUUAACAUCAUCAGUAUCAUUUGAAAAAUUAACACAAACAAUACCCACUUCUAAUAUUAAUCCUAUGAAUAAUUUAAUAGAUUUUACCACCACAUUAUCAAAAACUAUACAUACAUUAUCUAAAUAUAAUUAUUCUAAAUUAAAUGAUAAUAUUAAACAUUCAAUUAGUCAUGAAUUUCAAUUAGAUAAAAUAAAUUUUCUUUCAAAUUUCCCAUAUUAUCUUUAUCGAAUUUUUUCUACAUCAAAUAUAAUUCCUACUAUUCAACAACAACAACAACAACAACAGCAGCAGCAGCAGCAACACCAGCACCGACAACAACAACAACAGAAUCAAGAAAGACAAUACUAUAAUUCUACUAUUUCAUCUUCAAUAUAUCCUCUACAAGACAAUACAAAUAUUUCAUAUUCAUUAUUAAAACCAUGUAUAAAGUUUUCUAAUAUGAAUUCAAUAAAUCAACAAUAUACAACACCAUUCCAAAUAUCAAUUAAUUUUAUAAAUUGGUAUUAUCAAUUUAUACAAAAUUUAUAUCAAUUAUUAUCAAAACAACAAUUCAAACAACAACAGCAUCAUCAACAACAACAACAGAAAGAUCAUUGCCAACAACAGCAAAAUCAUCAUCAUCAUCAACAACAACAACCACAACAUCAACAAGGACAAGUUGAUCAUCAACAAAAUGAUCAAAAUAUAAAAUGGAUUAAAAAGGAGACAAAUGAAUUCAAUAAAGAAUAUCAUAUUAGUUUAAAUUCAUUUGAUUUACAUUUAGAUAAAGAGAAAUAUUAUCAAAAGAUAAAUAAUUCAAUAGAUAGUUUAAAAAUUAAUAAAUAUGAUACAUCAACAUAUAUUAUGAAAAAUAAUGAAAAUUUUUCUAAUUUUCAAUCAAAUCAAGAUGAAUUACCUAUUGAUUCAUGUUCACAAAAAUGGAUCAUUUUACAAAAUGAAUCAAAUAUAUUAUCUGAACAAUCAAAUUUUUCUAAAUCAAUAAAUGAUAAAAUCAAUACAAAAUUAUUAAAUAAAUCUAAAUUAUCAUAUUCUAUAAAUUCAUCAUUAUCUUCAUCUAAUCCAAUUCAUUAUUAUCGUAAUAUUUAUCAUUAUCAUCAUAAUCAACAAUUUAUUAAUAAUCGUAUUAAAUAUAAAUUACAAUUAAAUAAUAAAAAUAAUAAUAUAAAAAUUAAUAAAAAUUCUAAUUUAUCAUAUCGUUAUCAAUGUCCACAUUGUAAAAAAGAAUUUCCACGUUCAGCUAAUUUAAAUCGUCAUUUACGUACACAUACUGGUGAAAAACCAUAUCAUUGUGAAUAUUGUCAAAGAGGUUUUAGUAUAUCAUCUAAUAUGCAACGUCAUAUAAGAAAUAUACAUCAACGUGAACGUCCAUUUAUAUGUACAAUAUGUAAAAGAGCAUUUGCUCAAAGAACAAAUUUAGAUAGACAUAAACGUAAUCAUUGGUUACAUAAUACAUAAAUUUAAAAUAAAAUGUAUAUUUAUUUAUUUAUUUAUUUAUU
Molecule: messenger RNA, 1979 nt
Organism: Schistosoma spindalis
Lineage: Eukaryota; Metazoa; Platyhelminthes; Trematoda; Strigeidida; Schistosomatidae
Source: the annotation of a GenBank genome assembly